Cetraspora pellucida is the source of this 1212-nucleotide messenger RNA. Lineage: Eukaryota; Fungi; Glomeromycota; Glomeromycetes; Diversisporales; Gigasporaceae. The record is from the annotation of a GenBank genome assembly.
AUGUCUAAAAGAACAUGUCAACAAAAAGAUAGUAAAGAAGAAGUGGUUGAAGAAACUUCUUCUUAUAUUAGACAAAGGUCUUUUGAAUUAGCUUUUUCUGAUUCAGAUGAACGUUUAGAAUUUAUAAAAAAUUUACUUCAUUAUUAUGAAGUAAUUGAAAAAGAAUAUGAUGAUAUUGAUAAAAUUAUUUCCCUUAAUCGAAAUCAUGCAUUUUAUUUUAAAAUGCAAGAAUGGAAAUCAAAAGUAUUGUCUGGACCAUUAAAUGAUUUUGAUAAUGAAUCAGUUCAUUCUAAACCAUGUUCAGUUUCUUCAAAAUCAUUAUAUAUUUCAAAUGAUGGAUUUGUUGUUCUUGAAAAAAAUGUUCAAAUUAAAGAAACAUUAGAAGAAAUAAAAAAAAAUAGAUAUUCUUCUGAUGAACUUCUUAUACUAGUUGAGUCAGAAAUGACUAUUAACAAAAAUUUAACAAAAGAUGCUAAAGAUAAUAUUAAUAAACUUGAAAAAAAUAUAUUAGUAGGUGGUGGUAAAAAUUCAAAUGAAUCUUAUAUGGAUUGUGCAAUUCGUGAAGCUAAGAAAGAAGCAGAAGUUAAUAUUAAAUUAGAAAAUUUAAAAAUAAUUAGUACUAUUGAAGAAUUUCAAGUUUUUCCAAAUUCUGAAGGACAGCAAAUAUUAUGUCGUACAGUAAUUUUUUAUACAAUUACUAAUCAAAUCCUUCAACAUACUAAAAAAGAUAAUCAUUCUGAAUGGAUUUUAGUAGAUUUAAAAAAAUUAUCAGAGUAUGAUAUGACUGAUUCUAUUAAAGAAUAUAUGUCAAUUAUAUUUGAAGUAAUUAAUAAGAAAAUUCGUACAAUUCGAAAUGCUGAAAGUAAAAAGAGAAGUGCAGCAAAAAGAAAACAUAAAGAAAUUGAAGUAGAAGAAAAAGUUACUGAUAAAAGUAGUAGUAAAGAUGAAAAUGUAGAAUCUAAAGCUUUUGGAUUAUUAGUUUAUAAAAUUAAAGUGACACAAGAAGAUAAUGGAAUUAAUAUUAUUGUAACUUAUAAAGAAAAAGUUAUUCUUAUACAAUAUAAAAAUAUUAAAAAAUCUAUUUCUGUUCAAACAGUACGAGUUUUUGAAUCUGCUAUUUCAAGAUUUUCAUCAGAUUCUCUAGAAAUUAUUGUUUAUAAUAGUAAAAAGUUAAAGGAAAAAAAAUAUGCAACUGUUAAAGCAAAACUUUAG